Messenger RNA from Nanorana parkeri, 1471 nucleotides. RefSeq names its product syntrophin beta 1 (gene SNTB1). The record is from RefSeq and is a predicted model, not a curated record. Gene Ontology annotation, molecular function: structural molecule activity. The transcript has 7 exons. Gene Ontology annotation, cellular component: synapse; intracellular anatomical structure; dystrophin-associated glycoprotein complex. The coding region runs from base 1 to 1287 and encodes 428 amino acids. NCBI's taxonomy places the organism in Eukaryota, Metazoa, Chordata, Amphibia, Anura, Dicroglossidae.
AUGUAUGAAGCCACCUACUUUCUGAAUGAAGUCAGGCACAGCGUGCACAGCUCGGAUACUAAAAGCUAUGGCCACCCAACGGUGAUUCUUCUCAUUGGGUGGCUGCCAGUGUCUGUUAUCAUCAGUCACAUUCUCCUAAUAUUCGGGGUUUUCCGAAAGCGAGAUUUGUCUGCGAGAAGUCGUGGCUUUGCCCCCUUGCCACCUCAAGCAGAGAUGUCUUACUUCAUCUGCUGCAUUCCCCUAAAAUACAUGCGGGAGGCCACGCCUUAUGUGAAGAAAGGGUCUCCUGUUUCGGAAAUUGGCUGGGAAACCCCUCCCCCGGAAUCGCCACGGUUGGGAAAUUCAUCCGCCUGUCCACCGUCACCCGUAUCAUCACCUGUUCAUGGGGACAGAAAGACCAUCCCACUCAAGAUGUGCUUUGUUACAAGAAGCCUGACAGUCUCUGACCCUGAGAACAGACAUCUAGAACUGCAUUCACCUGAUGGCAAGCACACAGUGGUGCUGCGAGGGAUGGAUCCUGCGGCGACCCAGGCCUGGUUCAGCGCCAUUCAUGGAGCGGUGACGGAACUUGUACCCAAGGUGAUAGCCGAGGUCCAAACUCAGCUGGGAAAAAACGAAAUCUCUGGAAGUCACGAAAUUCGGCACAUGGGCUGGCUAGCAGAAAAGGUCCCAGGAGAGAAUGAGAAGCAGUGGAAGCGAGUUUUACUGGUUGUCACAGAAAAGGAUCUACUGAUGUAUGACAGUAUGCCUCGUAUGAAGGAGGCCUGGUACAGUCCCGUGCACACCUACCCCCUCAUAGCUACCAGGCUAGUGCACUCAGGACCAGGGAAAGGGUCUUCUCUGUUUGGUGCGGAGUUUUCAUUUGCAACGCGUACCGGCUCCAGGCAAGGGAUUGAGACUCACCUGUUCAGAGUGGAGACCAGCAGGGACCUGUCACUGUGGACCAGGCAGAUUGUGCAAGGCUGCCAUAAUUCUGCCGAGCGCAUUAAAGAGAUCACCACUCCGUGUGCUUACAAGGGCCAAGACUGCCGAUUAGUGAUCAACUACGAGCAUGGAUUCUCUAUCGUGACGCAGGCUCCCGAUGGUACUUUCACCAAGAUCUUAGCACAGUACUCGUAUGACAAGCUAAAAAUGUCCUCCGACGAUGGAAUCAAAAUGCUCUUUUUAGACUUUGGUAACAAGGAUGGAGACGUUCAGCUGGAUCUCCAGUGCUGCCCGAAACCCAUCGUGUUUAUCAUCCAUUCCUUCCUCUCUGCCAAGAUCACACGACUUGGCCUGGUGGCAUGAUGACGCCUGAGAAGACACACAGGGACACAAGAGACUGUAGACAGCAUGGAGCUUAGCACUGCGUGCUCUACCAGUCCGAUGGCAGGGCUAAUGGAGGCCAUUCUAUUCAAGGACCAGCUAAUGGCAGCAGUCUCAUGAGCCCGAUAGGAGAGACUCACAAUAAACCCGUUGGAUAUGAUUGAUA